AUGGGCUCAAAGCGAAGUGUACCCUCAAGGCGCCGUUCUCUCAGCACCUAUGAAGUCAUGUUUGCAGCUCUCUUUGCCAUAUUGGUGGUGCUCUGUGCUGGAUUAAUUGCAGUGGCCUGGCUGUCAAUCAAGGGAUCAGAAAGAGAUGCAGCAUUUGGAAAAAGUCAUGAAGCCAGAGGGACAUUGACAAUAACAUCUGGAGUUACAUAUAAUCCUAAUUUGCAAGACAAACUCUCAGUGGAUUUCAAAGUUCUUGCUUUUGACAUUCAGCAAAUGAUAGAUGAUAUCUUUCAAUCAAGUAAUCUGAAAAAUGAAUAUAAAAACUCAAGAGUUUUACAAUUUGAAAAUGGCAGCAUUAUAGUCAUAUUUGACCUUCUCUUUGCCCAGUGGGUGUCAGAUGAAAAUGUAAAAGAAGAAAUGAUUCAAGGCAUUGAAGCAAAUAAAUCCAGCCAACUGGUCACUUUCCAUAUUGAUGUGAACAGCAUUGAUAUUACAGGUAAGCUAACUACCAGCAAUCCUCUGGUAACUCCAGGAAAUGUCUCAGUAGAGUGCCCACCUGAUUCAAGGCUGUGUGCUGAUGCUCUAAAGUGUAUAGCAAUUGAUUUAUUUUGUGAUGGAGAAUUGAACUGUCCAGAUGGCUCUGAUGAAGACAAUAAAAUUUGUGCCACAGCUUGUGAUGGAAGAUUUUUGUUGACUGAAUCUUCUGGGUCCUUCGAAGCUGCCCAUUAUCCAAAGUCUUCUAAUCCAAGUGUUGUUUGUCGGUGGAUUAUACGUGUAAACCAAGAACUUUCCAUUCAACUGAACUUUGAUUAUUUUAAUACAUAUUAUACAGAUGUAUUAAAUAUUUAUGAAGGUGUGGGUUCAAGCAAGAUUUUAAGAGCUUCUCUCUGGUCAAAGAAUCCUGGCACAAUUAGGAUUUUUUCCAAUCAAGUUACUGCCACUUUUCUUAUACAAUCUGAUGAAAAUGAUUAUAUUGGCUUUAAUGCAACAUACACUGCAUUUAACAGCAAAGUGCUUAAUAAUUAUGAGAAAAUCAACUGUAAUUUUGAAGAUGGUUUUUGUUUCUGGAUCCAGGAUCUAAAUGAUGACAAUGAAUGGGAAAGGAUUCAGGGAAACACCUUUCCUCCCUCUACUGGUCCAAAUUUUGACCACACUUUUGGCAAUGAUUCAGGAUUUUACAUUUCCACCCCAACUGGACCAGGAGGGAGACAAGAAAGAGUAAGACUUUUAAGUCUCCUUUUAGACCCCACUUUGGAACCAGUCUGCCUUAGUUUCUGGUAUUAUAUGUAUGGUGAAAAUGUCUGUAACCUAAGCAUUAAUAUCAGCAGUGACGAAAACAUGGAGAAGACAAUUUUCCAAAAGGAAGGAAAUUAUGGAGAAAAUUGGAACUAUGGACAAGUAACAUUAAAUGAAACAAUGGAAUUUAAGGUUGCUUUUAAUGCAUUUAAAAACCAGUUCCUGAGUGAUAUAGCAUUGGAUGACAUUAGCCUAACAUAUGGGAUUUGCAAUGUGAGUCUUUAUCCAGAACCAACUUUGGUCCCAACUCCUCUGCCAGAACUUCCUACGGACUGUGGAGGACCUUUUGAACUGUGGGAGCCAAAUACAACAUUCAUGUCUAUGAACUUUCCAAACAACUACCCUAAUCAGGCUUUCUGUGUUUGGAAUUUAAAUGCACAAAAGGGAAAAAAUAUUCAGCUUCACUUUCAAGCAUUUGACUUAGAAAAUAUUGCAGAUGUUGUUGAAAUCAGAGAUGGUGAAGGAGAUGAUUCCUUGCUCUUAGCUGUGUACACAGGGCCUGGUCCAGUAAAGGACGUGUUCUCAACCACCAACAGAAUGACUGUGCUUUUUAUCACUAAUGAUGUGAUGGCAAAAGGGGGAUUUAAAGCAAAUUUCACUACUGGCUAUCACUUGGGGAUUCCAGAGCCCUGCAAGGAAGACAAUUUUCAGUGUAAGAAUGGAGAGUGUAUCCCGCUGGUGAAUCUCUGUGACAGUUUUCCACACUGUAAGGAUGGCUCAGAUGAAGCACAUUGUGUGCGUCUCUUCAAUGGCACAACAAACCGUGGUUUGGUGCAGUUCAGAAUCCAGAGCAUAUGGCAUGUAGCUUGUGCUGAGAACUGGACGACCCAGGUUUCACAUGAUGUUUGUCAGCUGCUGGGACUAGGGAGUGGAAACUCAUCCAUGCCAAUCUUUUCUACUGGACAUGGACCGUUUGUUCAACUAAACACAACACCUAAUGGCAGCUUAAUACUAACACCAAGUAAACAGUGCUUAGAAGAUUCACUGAUUCUGUUACAAUGUAACCAUAAAUCAUGUGGAAAAAAACUGGUGGCUCAAGAAGUUAGCCCAAGGAUCGUUGGAGGAAACAAUUCCCAAGAAGGAGCCUGGCCUUGGAUCGUUGCUGUGUAUUAUAACGACCAGCUGCUCUGUGGGGCUUCUCUGGUCAGCAGGGACUGGCUGGUGUCGGCCGCGCACUGCGUGUAUGGGAGAAAUUUAGAGCCAUCUAAGUGGAAAGCAGUCCUAGGUCUGCAUAUGACUUCGAAUCUGACUUCUCCUCAAAUAGAAACUCGGUUGAUAGACCAAAUUGUCAUAAACCCACACUACAAUAAACGGAGAAAGGACAGUGACAUCGCCAUGAUGCAUCUUGAAUCGAAAGUGAAUUACACAGAUUAUAUACAACCUAUUUGUUUACCCGAACAAAAUCAAGUUUUUCCUCCUGGAAGAAUUUGUUCUAUUGCUGGCUGGGGAACACUUGUAUAUCAAGGUCCUCCUGCAGACAUACUGCAAGAAGCUGAUGUUCCCCUUCUAUCAAAUGAGAAAUGCCAACAAGAGAUGCCAGAGUAUAACAUUACAGAAAAUAUGGUGUGUGCAGCCUACGAAGAAGGAGGUGUAGAUUCUUGUCAGGGGGAUUCAGGAGGACCACUCACGUGCCAAGAAAACAACAGAUGGUUCCUGGCUGGUGUGACGUCGUUUGGAUACCAGUGUGCAUUGCCUCAUCGCCCAGGGGUGUACUCCUGGGUCCCGAGGUUCACAGAAUGGAUACAAAGUUUUCUACAUUAG
Messenger RNA from Physeter macrocephalus (sperm whale), 3057 nucleotides. It is a transcript of the gene TMPRSS15, whose product is annotated as transmembrane serine protease 15. Bases 1 to 3057 code for a protein of 1018 amino acids. Gene Ontology annotation, cellular component: membrane. The transcript has 25 exons. Gene Ontology annotation, molecular function: serine-type endopeptidase activity; protein binding. Gene Ontology annotation, biological process: proteolysis. The record is from RefSeq and is a predicted model, not a curated record. NCBI's taxonomy places the organism in Eukaryota, Metazoa, Chordata, Mammalia, Artiodactyla, Physeteridae.